This is a messenger RNA of Morus notabilis, 633 nucleotides long. Its product is annotated as cytokinin riboside 5'-monophosphate phosphoribohydrolase LOG8. Gene Ontology annotation, cellular component: nucleus; cytosol. Gene Ontology annotation, molecular function: hydrolase activity, hydrolyzing N-glycosyl compounds. Gene Ontology annotation, biological process: cytokinin biosynthetic process. The transcript has 7 exons. The record is from RefSeq and is a predicted model, not a curated record. NCBI's taxonomy places the organism in Eukaryota, Viridiplantae, Streptophyta, Magnoliopsida, Rosales, Moraceae. Bases 1 to 618 code for a protein of 205 amino acids.
AUGGGAAGAUUCAAAAGGGUUUGUGUUUUCUGUGGAAGCAAUUCAGGGAAUAAAAAAAUAUUCAGUGACUCAGCUCUUGAUCUUGGAAGAGAAUUGGUGGAGAGGAAGAUGGAUUUGGUGUAUGGAGGAGGGAGUGUGGGGCUGAUGGGUUUGGUUUCACAAACAGUUCAUGACGGUGGAUGUCAUGUUCUUGGAAUUAUUCCCAAAGCUCUUGUACCAGUUGAGAUAUCCGGAAAAUCAGUGGGAGAAGUGUUGACUGUAUUAAGUAUGCAUGAAAGGAAGGCUGAGAUGUCAUCUAGAGCUGAUGCUUUCAUUGCACUGCCUGGAGGGUAUGGAACUAUGGAAGAGUUGCUUGAGAUGAUAGCCUGGUCUCAUCUUGGAAUCCAUGGAAAACCAGUGGGUGUGCUAAACGUUGAUGGUUAUUACGACGGGUUGCUUGGCCUAUUUGACAAAGGCGUAGAAGAGGGAUUUAUCAACCCAUCUUCUAGAACCAUUGUCGUUUCUGCUACAACUGCUGCUGAGCUCAUAAACAAGCUAGAGGAAUACAUACUUCAGCAUCAUCAAGUCGCACCAACGCAAAGCUGGAAAGUAGAGGAAAACCACAACGCAAACUUUUAGCUCACUUCUUUUGUC